AUUUUGUAUACUUUUUUGUUUACUUCCGUGUUCAGAACUAUUUGUUUUCCAAACUCCUCGAAAAUGUCGCAAACAGAUCUGGAUAAAAGUAUCGAGAUAAUUAACAAGACUGAGGAGUUGGCUGAUAAGAUUAUGGCCAAUAAACAUGAACUGACGGUAAUGGAUAAAAGGCGCCAGGAAACUCGCGAGGCAAUGCGUCUAAUGACAAACUCGGAGGACAAGAAAGUAUGGAUCACAAUCGGCAGCAUGUUAGUCAAAAUGGAGCGGAAAAAGGCCUUGGAUCUGCUUAAGAAAGAUCAACAGCAAAUUGAGCAGCAAAUUAACCUGAUUUAUUCUGACCAGAAAGUACUGGUCAAUAAACACCGCGAUUUGGAGUUCAAAUCGCCCUUCUCUGGCACCCAUCUGAAGCCCCUGGCAAGGAAUGAGUUCGAUGCGCUUAAAGCUAAUCUACCAUUGCUGUGAAAAUAGUUAUUUAAGUAAAGUUUUCUUUAAGCAAAAACUGUU
Molecule: messenger RNA, 504 nt
Organism: Drosophila rhopaloa
Lineage: Eukaryota; Metazoa; Arthropoda; Insecta; Diptera; Drosophilidae
Gene: Pdrg1
Exons: 2
Coding region: 64-462 (132 amino acids)
Biological process (GO): protein folding
Cellular component (GO): prefoldin complex
Source: RefSeq, a predicted model, not a curated record